This is a messenger RNA of Penicillium angulare, 570 nucleotides long. RefSeq names its product ubiquitin-like protein HUB1. The record is from RefSeq and is a predicted model, not a curated record. Gene Ontology annotation, cellular component: nucleus; cytoplasm. The transcript has 3 exons. Bases 1 to 570 code for a protein of 189 amino acids. NCBI's taxonomy places the organism in Eukaryota, Fungi, Ascomycota, Eurotiomycetes, Eurotiales, Aspergillaceae. Gene Ontology annotation, molecular function: protein tag activity. Gene Ontology annotation, biological process: mRNA splicing, via spliceosome; protein modification process.
AUGGGCGAUCGAUUAAGAAGUCGGUCCCCACAGCGACAAGACGGGGAUCGGCCCCGCGCAAAGAAAAACAGCGGCUUUCGAUGGAAGGAGAAACGACGCGACGAUGAUCCCAGCGGCGAAGACCGCAGACUAGACCGCGGAUACCGAGACAGAGAUGAACGACCCCGAUCACCUCGAAGAGAUCGCGAUGGCGAUCGUCAUGGAGACCGCUACCGAGAUAAUGACCGAGAUGGACGCCGUGAUGACCGGGAUGCCCCUAGGGAGGAUCGCGCCGACAAGAAAGACAAGAAGGAGAAGAAAAAGAAGAAGCCAGUUGCUCCACAGUCUUCAGAGCCCAUGAUUGUCGUCUAUGUGAAUGACCGUUUGGGUACAAAAGCUGAGAUUCCCUGUUUGGCCUCAGAUCCCAUAAAGCUCUUCAAAGCUCAAGUGGCUGCUCGCAUCGGUCGAGAACCGCACGAAAUCUUACUGAAACGUCAAGGCGAACGUCCUUUCAAGGAUCAGUUAACGUUGGAGGACUAUGGCGUGAGCAACGGGGUGCAGCUUGACCUGGAGGUUGGAACCGGAGAUUAA